AUGAGGCUAAAACGGCUCUGUCAGAACCGGGGCAAGGAGGGAAAGUUCAAAUGUCACGUGGACCAGUCGGUCCAUGAUGACUACACGAACGGCGGCGAAAAGAAAGAAUGGCUUGAGAUCGCUCUAGUCGAGGCGAUUAAGCAAGUCGGGCCAGAAUCGGGGCCCGCAGCUUUCAAGAAAAUCAAGGCCGCUUUCGCGAGCCGCAUCGUCGUGGUGAGGGAGCGACUCCAGUCGAAAGAGCGCGAGAUUCAUGGGGAGUGGCUAACAGAAGAGAAAAUGGUGAAGGGCGGCGAGUUUUCAUCGAUGCUUUGCUGCAUUUUGCCUGCUGCUGCCACGACUGCCAGUGCGCAUCUAUUUGUGCGUUGGAAAUACGACCAGAGUGUCAAGGAGUAUUUCAUCGAGACUCAGACGAAGACGAUAGUGAAAGCUUCAGACCUCACGCGGAUCUCGGAAAUCAAAGAACGUGAGGACUCAACGCCCGCCCUGUGGUACACAUAG
Molecule: messenger RNA, 498 nt
Organism: Symbiodinium necroappetens
Lineage: Eukaryota; Dinophyceae; Suessiales; Symbiodiniaceae
Source: the annotation of a GenBank genome assembly